Molecule: messenger RNA, 2101 nt
Organism: Podarcis raffonei (Aeolian wall lizard)
Lineage: Eukaryota; Metazoa; Chordata; Lepidosauria; Squamata; Lacertidae
Gene: HNRNPL
Product: heterogeneous nuclear ribonucleoprotein L
Exons: 12
Coding region: 17-1822 (601 amino acids)
Biological process (GO): mRNA processing; potassium ion transport; regulation of RNA splicing
Cellular component (GO): membrane; nucleus
Molecular function (GO): voltage-gated potassium channel activity; mRNA binding
Source: RefSeq, a predicted model, not a curated record
CUGUAGUGCGGGCGCCAUGUCGCGGCGGAGGUGGCGCGGUUCGCAGAGCGGCGAGGGCGGCGGCGGCGGCUCGGGACGCGGCGGAGAGAUGGUGAAGAUGGCCGGCGGAGGCGGAGGAGGCGGGUCGGGGCGCUACUAUGGGGGAGGCCCUGACGGCGGCCGCGCGCCCAAGCGCCAGAAAACGGAAAACGCGGAUCACGGCCCGGGAGGAGCGGCCGGCGGAGGCGGGGAGAACUAUGAUGAUCCCCACAAACCAGCUGCUUCCCCUGUCGUCCACAUCAGGGGCCUGAUCGAUGGUGUUGUGGAAGCUGACCUUGUAGAGGCCCUGCAGGAAUUUGGCCCCAUAAGCUAUGUGGUGGUGAUGCCCAAAAAGAGGCAGGCUCUGGUGGAGUUUGAGGAUAUCUUGGGAGCCUGCAACGCUGUGAACUACGCAGCUGACAACCAGAUCUACAUCGCUGGGCACCCAGCCUUUGUCAACUACUCCACCAGCCAGAAGAUUUCACGCCCCGGCGACUCGGAUGAUUCUAGGGGAGUCAACAAUGUUCUUCUCUUCACCAUCCUGAACCCCAUCUACUCCAUCACAACGGAUGUGCUGUACACCAUCUGCAACCCAUGUGGCCCAGUGCAGCGGAUUGUUAUCUUCCGAAAGAAUGGUGUCCAGGCUAUGGUGGAAUUUGACUCUGUGCAGAGCGCUCAGAGAGCAAAAGCUUCUUUGAAUGGGGCUGACAUUUAUUCUGGAUGCUGUACUCUGAAGAUUGAAUACGCAAAGCCAACCCGCCUGAAUGUGUUCAAGAACGACCAAGACACAUGGGACUACACCAACCCCAACCUCAGUGGACAAGGUGAGCCAGGUGGGAACCCAAACAAGCGUCAGAGGCAGCCUCCUCUCCUUGGGGACCAUCCAGCUGAAUAUGGUAAGAAGCUGGCACAUCAGCAUCCAGGGGAACAAACGCUGGCGCUUCUCCAGCCUCGCCUUGAGCUCUUGAUGUUUGUUCCCUCCCCAGGAGGACCUCACGGUGGCUACCACGGGCACUAUCACGAUGAAGGCUAUGGCCCUCCACCGCCUCAUUAUGAAGGGAGGCGGAUGGGCCCACCUGUCGGGGGCCGCCAUAGGGGGCCGAGCCGCUACGGGCCUCAGUAUGGACACCCCCCUCCUCCACCCCCACCCCCAGAGUAUGGCCCCCAUGCUGACAGCGCAGUCCUGAUGGUGUAUGGCUUGGAUCAGUCCAAGAUGAACUGUGACAGAGUGUUCAACGUCUUCUGCCUGUACGGAAACGUGGAAAAGGUGAAGUUCAUGAAGAGCAAGCCUGGAGCUGCCAUGGUGGAGAUGGCUGACGGUUAUGCGGUGGACCGAGCAAUCACUCACCUGAACAACAACUUCAUGUUUGAUCAAAAGCUGAAUGUAUGUGUUUCCAAGCAACAGGCCAUCAUGCCUGGCCAGUCUUAUGGCCUGGAAGACGGUUCAUGCAGCUACAAGGAUUUCAGUGGCUCUCGGAACAACAGGUUUUCAACCCCAGAGCAAGCAGCCAAGAACAGGAUCCAGCACCCCAGUAACGUGCUUCAUUUCUUCAAUGCUCCUCUGGAGGUGACAGAAGAUAACUUCUACGAGAUCUGUGAUGAACUGGGGGUGAAGAGACCAGCUUCAGUCAAGGUGUUUUCGGGGAAAAGUGAAAGGAGCUCCUCUGGCUUGCUGGAAUGGGAAACCAAGGGUGAUGCCCUGGAGACUCUGGCAUUCCUCAACCAUUACCAGAUGAAAAACCCAAAUGGGCCGUAUCCGUACACACUGAAACUGUGCUUCUCGACUGCUCAGCAUGCCUCGUAAAUUUCGUUUGGCUCCUGCCAAGGAAGACUUCCUCCGUUACUCUUUUUGUGUGUGUGGGUUUUUUCAAAGUGCCCUGCAUUCCUUUUUUUAAAAAAAGAAAGAAAAAGCUUAAGUAGAGGCUGCCUGCAGCUAUGUCAGCUGGGAAGAAGAAGAAGCCCUGUGGAGUUCGGGCGACAUUUUAAAACUAUUGUACAUGUGACUUGUUCCCCCCACCCCCCCAGUCUUACAAUGUGCUGCCUGUGCAACUUGGCACACCUUAAUAAAGCUGUUUGGAAAAUA